UCUUUUUUCCUUCUUUUCUUCAUGCUGGAGGCAGGGUUUUCGGUCACGCAUUACUCCAUUCCCGAAGAGAUGGAAGAAGGUUCCGUUGUAGCCAAUCUAGCUGCAGAUCUGGGACUAGAUGUGAACACUUUAGCUAAACGCAAAAUGCGACUGGAUGUUAUCGCCAGCAAGAAGUACGUGGAGGUGAACAAAGACACGGGAGAGCUGUACGUUCUGGAGCGAAUAGACAGAGAAUAUCUAUGCCCUGUUAGAAUUUCUUGUUUCGUUAAAAUAGAUGUAAUAAUCGACGACCCGAUUCGAAUAUUUAACAUUGAACUUGAAAUCGUUGACAUCAAUGACAAUGCGCCACAUUUUCGAAGAGACAUGAUUCAUUUGGAUAUUUCUGAAUCUGCCACACCCGGAGAAAGAUUUUCUCUUAACAAUGCCGUGGACCCCGAUGUCGGUACGAACUCUAUUAAAACAUAUCAUCUUAGUGAAAGUGAUAGUUUCAACAUUGAGAUUCAGGCAGGAAGAGACGGAUCCAAGUUCGUGGAUUUGAUUCUGAAAAAGGCUUUGGACCGGGAGGAACAGGCUGUACACAAUCUAAUACUCACCGCUGUAGACGGCGGAGUCCCGGCGCGGUCCGGCACCGCAAGCAUCAUUGUGCGCGUGCUGGAUAUAAAUGACAACGCGCCUCAGUUUGAUCAAGAAGUUUAUACUGUGAAUAUAACCGAAAAUUCACCCAUAGGAGGCCUUGUUAUUAAACUAAACGCGACUGAUUUAGACGAAGGGUCUAAUUCCGAGAUUACCUACUCAUUCAGUCUGUACACAUCGGAAAAAACACAGGAAAUAUUUGCUUUAAAUUCAGAAAACGGGGAAAUUAGAAUCAAAGGGCUAAUAAAUUUUGAAGAAUUUCAAACAUUUGAAAUGGACAUUAUAGCUAAGGACAAGGGGUCGUUGGCCGGACAGUGUAAAUUAACGGUUUUCAUAACCGAUAUGAAUGAUAACCACCCUGAAAUCUCCAUUAAGUCUUUGCAGAGUACUAUUAGAGAAAAUGUGGCUGUGGGGACGGUAAUAGCUCUAAUUAGUGUGAGUGACAAAGAUUCUGGAGAUAACGGAAAAGUGGACAUACGGCUUUCAGAACAGUUACCGUUCGCGCUGAACAAGUCUUCUGAGGGGUAUUUCUCACUUGUUGUUUCAGAACCUUUAGAUCGUGAAAAAGUUUCUGAGUAUGACAUCACUAUCACAGUCACAGACAGAGGCACGCCCCCUUUGUAUGAUAACGAAACGCUCACGUUGCAGCUACUGGAUGUGAACGACAACGCGCCUCAGUUCCCCAAAUCAUUCUACACCAUUCCUGUAAUGGAGAACAACGCGCCGGGAUCACUGCUGAGUUCUGUUACCGCCUUUGAUCCAGACCUGCACGAGAACCAGUACCUGGUUUAUUUCAUUGUAGAAAAGGAGAUAUAUAACACGUCGAUUUCAAUGCUGUUUUCCAUUAAUCCAGAGGACGGUAAUCUUUACGCGCUGAGGACUUUUGACUACGAGAGAGAGAAGGAGUUCCUUUUCCACAUUGAGGCCAGAGACUCGGGAUUUCCUCCCCUCAGCAGUAACGUCACCGUCCACAUCAUUAUCCUGGAUCAGAACGACAACACGCCGGUCAUAGUCUCUCCCUGGCGCGCGCAAGGCUCUGUAGUGGAGGAAGCGAUCCCGAGAUCCACUGAUAAAGGAUACCUGAUCGCCAAAGUGAUCGCCAUUGACGCAGAUUCUGUUCAGAACUCUCGGAUCACGUACCAGUUUCUACAGAUUACUGACGCCACUUUGUUUAGUCUGGACCAAUACAACGGGGAAAUCCGGACAAUGAGAAUGUUCAGUUACCGAGAUCCGCGUCAUCAGAGGCUGGUUAUUGUCGCGAAGGACAACGGAGAUCCGUCUCUUUCCUCUACAGUGACUAUUAAGUUAUCAACAGUGGAACAUGUCAUCAAAGCAUUUUCGGACACCACAGAAUUUCCUUUGGAAUAUGAUAUAUUUUCAGACUUAAACCUGUAUCUGGUGAUCGGUUUGGGCUCGGUGUCGUUUCUGUUAUUGAUCACUAUCCUGGUGAUCAUCGUGCUGAAGUGUCAGAAACCGAAGCCUGCCAAACCGACCCCUCCCUGCAGGAACAGCGUGAUUAGCCAGAGGAACUCCACCAUAGCGGACUCCACCCUGGUCUCCAGCGAUGCCUACUGGUACAGCUUGUUUUUAGCGGAGACGCGGAAAGGAAAGGUGGUGGUUAGGCAGCCGAUACCGAAGGGGGCCGGAUACAUGGUUUCCAGUUUACCCAGAGGCACGGGCCUGACGGAGACCAGCGGAUCCAGAGCUUCCACUCUGCAGCUACUGGAUGUGAACGACAACGCGCCUCAGUUCCCAAAGUCAUUCUACACCAUCCCAGUGAUGGAGAACAACGCGCCGGGAUCACUGCUGAGUUCUGUUACCGCAUUUGAUCCAGAUCUGCACGAGAACCAGUACCUGGUUUAUUUCAUUGUAGAAAAGGAGAUAUACAACACGUCGAUUUCAAUGCUGUUUUCCAUUAAUCCAGAGGACGGUAAUCUUUACGCGCUGAGGACUUUUGACUACGAGAGAGAGAAGGAGUUCCUUUUCCACAUUGAGGCCAGAGACUCGGGAUUUCCUCCCCUCAGCAGUAAUGUCACCGUCCACAUCAUUAUCCUGGAUCAGAACGACAACACGCCGGUCAUAGUCUCUCCCUGGCGCGCGCAAGGCUCUGUAGUGGAGGAAGCGAUCCCGAGAUCCACUGAUAAAGGAUACCUGAUCGCCAAAGUGAUCGCCAUUGACGCAGAUUCUGUUCAGAACUCUCGGAUCACGUACCAGUUUCUACAGAUUACUGACGCCACUUUGUUUAGUCUGGACCAAUACAACGGGGAAAUCCGGACAAUGAGAAUGUUCAGUUACCGAGAUCCGCGUCAUCAGAGGCUGGUUAUUGUCGCGAAGGACAACGGAGAUCCGUCUCUUUCCUCUACAGUGACUAUUAAGUUAUCAACAGUGGAACAUGUCAUCAAAGCGUUUUCGGACACCACAGAAUUUCCUUUGGAAUAUGAUAUAUUUUCAGACUUAAACCUGUAUCUGGUGAUCGGUUUGGGCUCGGUGUCGUUUCUGUUAUUGAUCACUAUCCUGGUGAUCAUCGUGCUGAAGUGUCAGAAACCGAAGCCUGCCAAACCGACCCCUCCCUGCAGGAACAGCGUGAUUAGCCAGAGGAACUCCACCAUAGCGGACUCCACCCUGGUCUCCAGCGAUGCCUACUGGUACAGCUUGUUUUUAGCGGAGACGCGGAAAGGAAAGGUGGUGGUUAGGCAGCCGAUACCGAAGGGGGCCGGAUACAUGGUUUCCAGUUUACCCAGAGGCACGGGCCUGACGGAGACCAGCGGAUCCAGAGCUUCCACUCUGCAGUACUCAAAAUGAGGGUCCCUUCGGCCAGCUGGAGGGGUGCAGCAGUGGUGUGCCAUGGGAUUAUCUGCUUCUCUCUGGAGUUCCAUCAGAAGGAGUUCUGCCCCUCCCCCCCAUCCGACACUGCUGACACUGGGACUCCUCCUCCAAGCACCUGCAGGCUAACCCCCCCCCCCCCCCCCCAAGUCAUCUGCUGCAUCUUCCUUCAGGCAUGAUGACUCUGCAUGUCUGCAGACAACUUUAUCUGCAACCUUUCUGAGAAAGAAGAACAGGAACAAUGAAAAGGGCUGGAGGCUUUUUUGAGACAGCAUGGAGAAAAUGGCUCUUUUAACGACUGCUUUUCUCCACGCCCUCCGGACACAGAGGCACACAGCCACGCCCACAGGAGAACAGCCACACCCACAAUGACACACAGCCAUGCCCACAGGAGAACAGCCACGCCCACAGACACAUUGUAAACACAGGGGCCACACUGAGGCUGAUUCUAACCCAGGGGCCACACUGAGGCUCAUUGUAAAUGCAGGGGCUAUACUCCAGCCCCAGGCCCAUCCAGGCUGGACUGUUUGCACUGUGAAAUAUGGCUUUACUGACUCUAAUUAGAGGGAUAUGAUCAGCCUGAAAACAGUAUAGUGGCACUAUCCAAUUUCCUUCAUUUCAAACAAUUAAGACUGUUUUAAAAGGUUAUUUAAAUGUCCCAGUAUUUGAUGUUUUUUUAAUGUUUGACGUGAUGGUGUACUGAUUGGCUUUGUGCAAUAACACUGGCCAGGUUUUAAUGUUUACGCAAUUAAUUUUAUAAGAUGUUUAAAUGAAAAAGAGAUGUUUUGAGUCUGUACUUCUUGCUGCUUUGUGUGUACCAGAUCAAGUGCUUUGUGUAAA
Messenger RNA from Anguilla anguilla (European eel), 4296 nucleotides. Its product is annotated as protocadherin beta-13-like. NCBI's taxonomy places the organism in Eukaryota, Metazoa, Chordata, Actinopteri, Anguilliformes, Anguillidae. The transcript has 4 exons. Bases 22 to 3435 code for a protein of 1137 amino acids. Gene Ontology annotation, molecular function: calcium ion binding. Gene Ontology annotation, biological process: homophilic cell-cell adhesion. Gene Ontology annotation, cellular component: plasma membrane. The record is from RefSeq and is a predicted model, not a curated record.